This is a messenger RNA of Astyanax mexicanus (Mexican tetra), 7223 nucleotides long. RefSeq names its product PHD finger protein 13 (gene phf13). The transcript has 5 exons. Gene Ontology annotation, biological process: mitotic chromosome condensation. Gene Ontology annotation, molecular function: chromatin binding. NCBI's taxonomy places the organism in Eukaryota, Metazoa, Chordata, Actinopteri, Characiformes, Acestrorhamphidae. The record is from RefSeq and is a predicted model, not a curated record. The coding region runs from base 386 to 1453 and encodes 355 amino acids.
GACGCAGAGACGUAGAAACCCCCCUGACGCUGCUGGUCUGGUGUCUUCGCCGUCUCGGCAUUUUUUUCGUGGGGAGCUGCACGGCUUUACAAACAAACUCGAUUUAUAGCUUACAGCUAGUCUAAUAACGCGUAUCUUUCGGUUUAUGUCGCGCUUAGUGUUCUGCCCUGGUCUUUAUCGCGUUACUUGUCUUGUCUUACGUUUGUUAACGGAGGUUGCUAGGUAUAACUAGCUAGUUUAUUCUAGUGCAUCUUGACCGUCAUAUAGUUAACGCUAUAUAGCGUUACAUAUAUCGUAUACUGAACUGUAAAGUUGUAGAAAUCGGAUUUCACUGCUUUUAGUAUCAACAGGAGUAGCUGUCAUCUCCUCCUCAUCAUUUCACGAAAUGGACAACGGUAACGUCACAGCAACUAAUGCGUUUGACUCGCAGGGUUAUAGUCCAACAUACAAAAGGAAAAGGACGAUAGAAGAUUUUAACAAGUUUUGCACAUUUGUGCUGGCAUAUGCUGGUUACAUCCCAUAUCCACAGGAGGAGACCCCCCUGAGGAGCAGCUCCAGCCCCCCCAACAGCACAGGCAGCACUGCGGACAGUGAUUGCUGGGACAGCUCACGCCUGGGCUGCGGUCUUCCUUCACCAGAUGAGCCUUCACCCAAAAGCAGAAAGAGCUUCGCUGGGUUCAAAAGGCCGUCAGCAGAGGAACCUGAGUUUCAGAAGCGCUCCAAAUCCACAGGCCUUCUCCUCGAGGGACGCAAGAAACCCGACAAGGUCAAGAAGAAGAAAAAGAAGCCAGAGAAGAGUAAAGGCGACACGUCUGACUCCUCUUUCACGUCAUUUCCAUCCAGUCCUGUGGCGGAAAUCUCUCCCUUCAGCCGGGCUAUUAAGGAGGAGCCUGAGGAUUUUUUAAGCAUCCCCACGCCCACGUCUUCAUACAUGGACAUGACUCGCACAUCUCACUCUGCUGUAAGUCCUAUGCCGAGCUUGCAGGGUACCGUAGCCUGUAAAGAGGAGCCAGAGAUGGAGCGGCCCUGCUGCCAUUCUCCUGCCAGCUCGGGUCCAGAUUCCAGCAGUGAGAGCCGGGAGAGGUUGAUGCUGCCUGAGGGCGAGGCAGUAGUGAUGAAAUUGGAGGGAUUGCCCGGCACAAGGACAGUGAUUCGGCAAGGAAAGCAGGUCGUAUUCCGCGACGAAGACGGAUCUGCAGACGAUGAGGAUAUCAUGGUCGAUUCAGAUGACGAUUCCUGGGAUCUGGUGACGUGUUUCUGUAUGAAGCCCUUUGCGGGAAGGGCAAUGAUUGAGUGUAACCAGUGCAACACCUGGAUCCACCUGUCCUGUGCCAAAAUACGCAAGUCCAACGUCCCCGAGACGUACACCUGCCAGCAGUGCAAAGAUUCGCAGUUUGACAUUCGACGAUCCAACCGCUCGCGCAUGGGGUCCCGAAAACAUCUUCUAGACUGACCCCACUCCCACCCCUUCCCAAGUACGAACUCUAAUAAAGAGAAGAGAUGUACAGCAGAGGAAGGGCUCUAUGGUUCUAUUAUUACACUUUGAGUUCAUAUAUAUAUAUAUAUAUAUAUAUAUAUAUAUAUAUAUAUAUAUAUAUAUAUAUAUAUAUAUAUAUAUAUAUAUAUAUAUAUACACAGAUAGAUAGAUAUAUAAAUAAAUAUAAACAUACACUGGCAGUCAGAAUGCAUGCAUGCAUUUCAUUCUCUUGCAAGAGUGAUUUGCAACAGUGUGUGAUGUGCUGUAAAAUGCAAGAUGUUCAAAUUCGGAAAAAAUAAAUUCUGACAUUUUUUAUCAAACAUGUUGAGAUCUUGUGGGGCUAUGAAGAACAAUAAAAGUGUGAAUCAGGCAUCAAGAAAGAAUGACAAAACAGUGUGUUUAGUACUUAAAGAGCUGCAGCUGGAUUGGUUUAAUGGUAUUUGAUGGAGUUUUUCUGUUAUUUUAAUAGUUUUCACUGGCACACAAGGUGCAAAUGUUCAGACACAUGACUGUGUGCUGUACUUUGUUUUUAUCAGAGGCUUCCACUUGCCUCAGCACCAUUAACACAUCAUAAAGGAUAAAGGUGCAGGUCCUUUUUUGUUUUUGUUUUUUUCCUUCAUUUAAUCAUUUCGAUGUUGAAUCAGUUUGAAUGCUGUCCUGCCCCUAGUGUUAUUUUUGUGUGCACUGUAGAUUCUUGAGGGAGUGCAUAAACCAAUUCACCAAAUGGACUCAUUAGGAAACCAACUGCAAGAAUAUUAUUACCCUUAAAGUCUUAAACUGCACCUAGACAACCUCCAAUCACUUUGUCACACUCUGCUAACAUUUUAAAAGAACCGCUUCCCACACAUUUGUCUCACCCACACUCGUAGAUGUGUAGAUUAUUCUUCUCAACACAUUUCCUGAUCUAGUCCUAGGAGUUCUCCAAAAGCCCCAGUGGGCUCUAAAACAUGCCCAAAGAUUAAACAGUAUGGCAUCUUGGAUUGUCUUGUUGAUUUUAAAUAAACACAGCUCAAACUGUUGCUAAACAUCAGUGCAUGUGUGUGUGCAUGUGCGUGUGUGCGACUGCCAGUAUAUGUGUAUAUAAAUAUACUUAAUUCACCUUCCUAAAUGUUGCGUACGGCAAUCAAAAGCAGGGUGGUGCAUUAAAGGAAAGAGAUUCUACUGUACAGGUGAGGACGGACUUGAAGCAAGUGUUGAACUCUCAGAGGUACAUGCUUUUUUUUUUAUAGAGGACAUAACAGAAUAGGAGUCAUAUUGGGAAUUGGAGAGAGACUGGUGGAUUGCACUUUUUCCCCUUCCUUUUAAAGAAAAGGUAGAGUCAGAGAGACCCUUUUAUACCCACAGCUUUCAAAAGUAUGUCUAUUUGUCAGUGUUAAGGUAGAGUUGACUUUAUAUUUCCUUGUGGAACUUUUCCUGAGUCCCCCAAAUGUCUAAGGAAUAGAGCACUAUAGAGCUGUAGUGGAAAUAUGCUAAUAUAAGGUACAGAAUCUGUCCUUGAGCGUUUUUGGACCGUUUGGAUUUGGAAUGAAUCAUCAAAAAACAGCCUCCCCCCACAGUGCUGUCCUUCACCGGUUUAUUGAGAACACAGUGUUUAAAAAAAGAAAAAAAGAAAAAGAAGAGAAGAGCUAACUGGACUAUUCUCCUGGUUUUAUAAAAGCCCUUUAUUCUCUGUCACUUUUUCAAGUUGGAAUUUCUUUUGGAACAUCUUGCUACCUUAAGAACACAUCGUUACCUUCAGGUGUCUCCCAGCGGAGUGUCGAUACCCAAAGACGAUUGGGAUGCACAGCUUGCUUCACACCAUCAGUGAUUUUUUUUUUUAUUAUUCUUGUUUAUUAGCAAAGCCUUGGAAGAAGUUUCAGCAUUGACUGCCAUGCAAUUUGUUGCGAUUGGAAGCAUUUUCACUGUAUCUUUUUUAUCCAUGCCGGCAUUUAUGUUUGAAAUACAUUUAUCUGCCUUUGGUACCUGCCUUUUUCAUGUUUUUCUAGGGGUUUUCAUGCAACAUGUUUCUAUAGUUAAAAUGUUAAAUGAUGUUAAAGGAGAAAUCUGGUGUGAAAUGGACUUUGGUUGUAAUGAAACAUUAUACCAAGUACAAACUUUUGUCAAAUAGCCCACCUCCAUUCUCCCCCAGCAUUUUCAAAAUACCAACAGGAUUAAAAUGCUAGUGAUGGAUAUAUAGCAUUGCCCAUGCUAAGAAAUCACUAUUUUUAAACCAUAAACAAGAUCAAAGGAGCUCCAAAGUUCAUUAAUAGAAUUCUGAAGGCUCUGACAUUAAAAACGAGCCACUGAAAACUUUAAAAGUGCACAGAUAGUUUAUAAAAAGAGCUACUGUGGCGCUACGUUUGGGCAUGUUAAUGGUGAAAUAUAUAAUGUAAAUAUACAUAUUUUUGCCUAGGCAACGCUAUGCCCCUAUUACUAGCAUUGUCUGUUGGGAGCAUAAGUCCAUUUCACAUCAGAUUUCUUCUUUAAGAUGCACAGGAAGAGGCUCAGUGACUAAAAUACAUUAAGCAACUUUUUAUAGAUCAUAGCCAUAUGGAAUCUCAGACGAGUAGCACAGUUUUAGAGGGAUUGUUUGGACUGUUUUUGUUAGUUUGAUGCUUCAUAUCCAACACAAUGUUGUGUGUGAUUAUGCAAAGACACACUGGGAGGUGCAGCCUGUAGAACUAUUAGAAUAUGUGUAUCAAGACUCUUUAUCUCUUUAUUGCACAGUGGUCAACAUUGUUUUGAGAGUUUUAAGAGUGUUCUUUUUUUUUUUUUUUUUUUUUUGGUAAAAUAGGAAUUCCACUUAAUAUUUUUGUCAUAAUUCAACGGUGGAUCUAUAAACAAUGUCAUUCUGAGUGAUUUGGUGUGUAGUAGCAUGUUCUGUAGAAAUUGGCCAAACUCUUUUUUUUUUCAGCAUUGGAUCGGUGAUGGGAAUAAAUUAUAUUUUAUUUAGUGUUCAAAACCACCAGUGACCCUAAAGGCUCAUCUAUACAUUAUUUAUAUACAAAAUAUAUUAAAUACAUCCGUUGCAAUAGAGGUAACAGUAAUUGUCCGCAUACGUCUAUCCUUCUAUCCUUUAUAUUGACAAUGAUUACAGAAAGAUGAGAGGGCCAUAAGUGUAAUAGGUGUUUUACACAAGUCUGUUCAAAACGAAUCAGACAACAUUAAUGCAGAGUAUGGACAAAAGGUUGGUCAUGUCCGUACUAGUGGUCAUGUUUUUUUUUUUUUUUUUUUAACUGUAAGCUACGCUGCCCAUACAACUUUGCUCCAUUUGUAUUUAAACGUUAAUAACUAAAAUGCACAAAUACAGACAAAAUGUAUGCAGAGUACGGACUGAAGGUUGUGUUCGUACCUGCAUUUGUAGUUAUGUAGUUGACUUAUUAGCUACACUGCCUCCCUUUUUUUUUUUUACCAUUUUGUACUCUGUAUUUUUAAUCUUUCAUAAAACGUGUAUAAAUACGGAAAAAAUUACUGAGUACGGACAGAAGGUUGCGUGUCUAUGUCUAUAUCUGUACCCUUAGCCAGGUUUAGCUUAAACUGUUAGCUAUACGGCCCCCACAGUUUUAAGUGCUACCAUUCUGUUCCCUUUAUAUUUCACAGCUUUAAAGUAAUGUGCACAAAUACGGACAGCAUUUUAUGCAGAGUACAGACAGAUGCUUGUGUCCACAUCCGUACCCUUGCUCAUGUUUUGCUUGAACAAUGCCCCCACAGUUUUAAAUGGUACCAUUUUGUUCUGUUUGUAUUUCUCAGCUUUACUGUAACAUGCCCAAAUACGGACAACAUAAAUGGCAGAGUACGGACAGAAGGUUGUGUCCGUAUCGGCAUUUGUAGUUAUGUUUUGCUCAAACAAUUAGCUACACUGCUGCCACCGUUGUAAGCAACACUAAUCUGUUCUGUUUUGGUAUAUUUAGGCUUUCAUGAAACAUGUAUAAAUACAGUCAGAAGGUUGCAACUAUAUUUUAUAGUUGGCCAAGUUUUGUUUUAAUUUUUGGGCAGAAGGUUGUGUCCAUAACCGUACCCUUGGUUAUGUUUUACUUGAACAAUGCCCCCACAUUUUUAAUUCAUACCACUUUGUUCCAUUUCUAUUUGUAAGCUUAUAACUUAUAUGCACUAGGUUGCAUUUCUGUAUUUCUGAAAAUAUUUGGCUUGAACUAUUUGUUACACAGCCCCCACAGUUUUAAAUUGUACCAUUUUAUUCUCUUUGUAUUUCUCAGCUUUACUGUUAAGUGCACAAAUACGGACAACAUAUAUGCAGAGUACGGACAGAAGGUUGUGUCCGUAUCGGCAUUUGUAGUUAUGUUUUGCUCAAACAAUUAGCUACACUGCCGCCACCGUUGUAAGCAACACUAAUCUGUUCUGUUUUGGUAUAUUUAGGCUUUCAUGAAACAUGUAUAAAUACAGUCAGAAGGUUUUUAUUUGUAAGCUUUUAACAAAUAUGCACAAAUACGGACAAAAUGAAUGCAGAAUACGAAAGAAAAUGGUCUGUAUUUUUGUAUUUGUGUAAAUAUUUAGCUUGAACUAUUUGCUACAAAGCCCCGUCAGUUUUAAAUGGUACUAUUCUGUUCCGUUUGUAUUUCUCUGCUUUCAAGAACCUGGCACAGAUGCGCAUAAAAUAAAUACAGAAAAUGGACAGAAGGUUCCUUCUAUAUUAGUUUCCAUACUGAGUUUUUAACAUAAAAUUAGAGAAUUUAACAAAUCUGAUCUGAUACAUUAUUACUCUACAACAUGUCUGACAUUUCACACCACUUCACUUUUAUAAUGAUUUAUGUGAUUUUAUAUAUAUAUUUUUUGAAGAACUACCCUUUGAAGAAGCAUACCUGAUUUUCAAACGUUUUGAUCUAGGUGUGAGUUUUUGAUUUAUUUUGUUUUCUUUCUCACAGUGGUAUCUAAAAAUCCUAGACAGUGAUCAUCUCAUUUUCAGCUAUAAAGCUUCCUUUGCUAUCUGAGUCCAACUUACUUAUUGUUUAGUUUUAAACUUGAAAUACUUUAAGAAAAUGGUUAGAAACAUAGUUUGUGUUUCUAGAGUCUGUUCCCCAUUUCUGGACAAUGCUUUUAUUUAAAUGCACAAGAUGAAAGGUGUAAACUGUUGUCUAAUAAUACAAAGACGAUCACAGUACACAAAAAUAACCACUCUUGUGUUUGUAAUUUCUGCAAAUUUGUACUCAGCAACUGCAAACCUGUGAUUUUCAGUGCUCCACACAAUGACCAUAGCGUUCAGUGUUUUUAUGAUUGUGUUGAGUCAGUGGAAGUACAUUAUUCCACAAUGGUUAGAGCAUGUUUUUGGUUUAUUUGUUUUUUUUUGUUGUUUUUUUUUUGGAAAACAGUCUUUUGCAGAGAAACUUUAAUUUAUUUAGAUGUUAAGUUGGCUCAGUCUACGUUCCUGAAGCUGUUCUGUUGUUUUGGGGGAAAAUGUCUCUCGCUCGUUUUUUAUUUUUAAGUAUCUGUUUUUCCAUUAAUAAGCUUUCAUUUGCUAUCCACUUGUCCGAUAUUGGAUCUUCCUGUAAUUAGGGGUUUUAAGUAUGACCGUUGCUGUACAUUCUCAUUUUUGUACAUUCAUAAUAUGUUCUGUUUGUAUAUUUUAUGUCUUGGGUAGUUCCAGGCUGUUGGUUCUGUUGGGAAUUUGUCAGAAGUGAAAGACGUAAUGGACAUUCACUGUGUUUAAAGUUAGGAGAAUGGAGCACUGGGGCGAGACGGAGAGAGAGAGAGAACAAGAGAGUGAAAACGUUUCUGUGAAACUGAUGUAAAUAAAGAGCUAUGUAAGAAAAAU